This is a messenger RNA of Pistacia vera, 1605 nucleotides long. Its product is annotated as zinc finger MYM-type protein 1-like. The record is from RefSeq and is a predicted model, not a curated record. Lineage: Eukaryota; Viridiplantae; Streptophyta; Magnoliopsida; Sapindales; Anacardiaceae. The coding region runs from base 1 to 1605 and encodes 534 amino acids. The transcript has 6 exons.
AUGUUCAAACCAGCAGCUUCUCUGAGUGUAGAAUGCUAUGUUGGUGUUGAUUGGGGCAGCAAUCUUGAUGAUAGGAGAUCCACAAGUGGCUACUGUGUUUACUUGGGUCCUAAUCUCAUACAAUGGAGCUCCCGCAAGUUUGAUAAUGCAGAAGCAGAAUUGAUUUUAUGCACUCGAGUUGCAGGUUGGUUUGAUAAUGUAGAAGCAUACUUGAUUUUAUACACUAAAGUUACAGGUUUGAUAAUGUUGUAUGAAAGUGAUACUGUUGUGCAAAAAGAUAAAGGUGAGCAAAGUGGUGGUGAUUCUUUUGUUCUUGAUGGGUUUCGCAAUUGGAAGAGACUUGAAAAUUUUAAAUAUCAUAUUAGAGGUCCUAACAGCUAUCAUAACCAAGCUGUGAAAAAUUGUCAAGCUUUGAUGAACCAAAAGCAGCAUGGAAACUUUCUUGAAUUUUUACACUAUAUAGCUGAGCAAAAUGAAGAAUAUAGAUUAGUAGCAUUGGAGAAUGCUCCUGGACAUGAUAAAUUGAUUGCUUCUAGUAUCCAAAAAGAUAUAAUCAAUGCAUUUGCAGUUGAAACCAUCAACAAACUAAUUAGUGAUCUUGGAGAUGCUUUUUUUUCUAUACUAGUUGAUGAAGCCCGUGAUGGAUCCAACAAAGAGCAGAUGGCAAUUAUCUUACGUUACGUAAAUAAAAGAGGAUGUGUUGUUGAGUGUCUAUUGAGCAUUAUGCAUGUCACAGAUACGACUGCUUUGUCACUAAAGAUGGGAAUCAAAACAUUGUCCUCUAAAUACAAUUUGAGCAUAUCAAGAUUACGUGGACAAGGUUAUGAUGGUGCGAGUAAUAUGCGAGGUCAAUUUAAUGGGUUAAAAGCACUUAUAUUGAAAGAUAAUGAAUAUGCCUUCUAUGUUCAUUGUUUUGCUCACCAACUUCAACUAGCACUUGUAGCUGUGGCAAAAAAGGAUACAAAUAUUGAGAGACUUUUUUUGAAAGUUUCUUGUGUGAUAAAUAUUGUUGGAUGGUCACCUCGACGUAGGGAUCUUCUUAAUGAGAAACAAGCUUUGAAGGUAAAAAAAAAGCUAUUGAAAGUGGUGAGCUUUCAACAGGUGCUUGAGGAUCUUACUGAAAAUUCUGAAAAUAGAGUUGAAGCAAGUGAUUUGGUGGAUUAUAUGACUUCUUUUGAUUUUGCUUUUAACCUGCACAUGAUGAAAAACAUUUUGGGAAUCACAUUUGAACUUUCACAAGCAUUGCAAAGGAAGGAUCAAGAUAUUAUAAAUGUUAUGUCUUUGGUUCACUUGUCGAAAAGAAGAUUAUCAUUGAUAAGAAAUAAUGGAUGGGAUAAUCUACUUGAUGAAGUUUCUCAUUUUUGCAUUGCUCAUAAUAUAGAUGUACCAAAUAUGCAAGAGAAAUUUGUUGCAAGAGGGAGAUCGCGGCGUAAUGUUCAAGAGAUGACAAAUUUAUUUCAUUGUCGUGUUAAGUUGUUCUAUGACAUAAUAGAUUUGCAACUAUCAGAGCUUAACAGUCGUUUUAAUGAAGUUGCAAUUGCAAGUGUAGAAAGUGCAUUUUCUGCUAUGAAAAUUGUGAUGACUCAUUUACGCAAUCGGAUGUGA